Messenger RNA from Trichosurus vulpecula (common brushtail), 1995 nucleotides. RefSeq names its product polyunsaturated fatty acid lipoxygenase ALOX12-like. The transcript has 14 exons. Gene Ontology annotation, biological process: lipid oxidation; linoleic acid metabolic process. Gene Ontology annotation, molecular function: iron ion binding; arachidonate 12(S)-lipoxygenase activity; protein binding. The record is from RefSeq and is a predicted model, not a curated record. Lineage: Eukaryota; Metazoa; Chordata; Mammalia; Diprotodontia; Phalangeridae. Bases 1 to 1995 code for a protein of 664 amino acids. Gene Ontology annotation, cellular component: cytosol; plasma membrane.
AUGGGUCGCUACCGCAUACGCGUAGCCACUGGGAGCUUUGCCUUCUCAGGGUCCACCAACCAAGUGCAGCUGUGGCUGGUCGGGCUGCGUGCAGAGGUGGAACUGGGGCUGCGGCUGCGGCCAGCUCGAGGACAGAUGGAGGAUUUUGAAGUUGAUGUCUCAGAAGACCUGGGUCCCCUCCUGUUUGUGAAGCUUCGUAAAAUCCACCUUCUGCUGAAGGAUGCCUGGUUCUGCAACCACAUAACUGUUUGGGUCUUUGAGCAGAGCAUGGAGAAGGAGAUAGUGUUCCCCUGCUACCGCUGGGUGGAAGGGGAUGGCAUCAUCUGCCUUCCCGAGGCCACUGCUUGGAUGAUGAGAAAUGAAGGCCAGGGCCUGUUUCAGAAACAUGGACAAGAAGAGCUGGAGGAGAGAAGGACACUCUACCGCUGGGCCACCUGGAAGGAAGGGUUACCCUUGUCAGUGGAUGCAGCAUCAGAGAAAGACCUGCCCCUGGAUGUGAGAUUCCAUGAGGAGAAGAAGAUUGACUUUGAGGGGACACGGGCUGCAGGAAUGAUCGAUAUCGCCCUUAAACGUCUGUACACCCUCCUGAGCUCCUGGAAUAGCUUGGAAGAUUUUGACCAAAUCUUCUGGGGCAACAAGAGUGCCCUGGCCAAGAGGGUGCAUCAGUCCUGGAAGGAUGAUGAUUUUUUUGGCUACCAGUUCCUCAAUGGUGUCAACCCCACACUGUUGAGAAGGUCCACCUCACUCCCCAUUCGACUUAUGAUCCCCCCAGGGACAGAGGACCUUCAGGCCCAGCUGGAAAGAAAACUCCAGGAGGGUUGCCUGUUUGAAGCUGACUUUUCCCUGCUGGCUGGAAUCCAGGCCAAUGUCAUCCAGGGAGAGAGGCAACAUCUGGCUGCCCCCCUAGUUAUGUUAAAGAUGGAGCCUGAUGGGAAGCUGCUACCCAUGGCCAUCCAGGUGAGGGAACCCAGGCAUCCUUCUCCAGACCCACCAGUCUUCCUGCCCUCAGAUUCCUCUCUCACUUGGCUCCUGGCCAAGGCCUGGGUCAAGAAUUCUGAUUUCCAGCUGCAUGAGCUGCAAGCACAUCUGCUGAAGACCCAUUUGAUGGCUGAGGUGUUUGCUGUAGCCACCAUGAGGUGCCUCCCGGGGAUGCACCCCAUCUUCAAGCUCCUGAUACCUCACUUCCGCUACACACUGGAGAUUAACACUCGUGCCCGAACCGCGCUUAUCUCUGAUGGGGGAAUUUUUGAUCAGGUGGUGAACACUGGUGGGGGAGGUCACCUGGAUAUCCUCCGAAAGGCAAUGGCCUGUCUGACUUAUAGAUCCCUCUGCCCUCCUGAUGACCUGGCAGACCGAGGGCUUCUGGGGGUUCCAUCAGCUCUCUAUGCUCAUGAUGCCCUUCGGCUCUGGGACAUCAUCUCCCGGUAUGUGCAAGGAAUAGUCCAUCUCCACUAUUCAGAAGAUGAGGUUGUGCAAGGAGACCCUGAAGUACAGAGUUGGUGCCAAGAGAUCACUGAGAUUGGGCUGUGUGGGGCCCAGGAACGGGGAUUUCCCAUCUCUUUCCAGUCCCGUGCUGAGCUCUGCCACUUUGUCACCAUGUGCAUCUUCACAUGUACAGCCCAACACUCAGCCAUUAAUCAGGGACAGUUAGACUGGUAUGCCUGGGUCCCUAAUGCUCCAUGCACUAUGAGGCAGCCACCACCAACCACAAAGGAUGUAACAUUAGAGAUGGUGAUGGCCACACUGCCCAAUGUCCAUCAGGCCUGUCUCCAGAUGACUAUUGUAUGGCACCUGGGUCGGUUCCAGCCAGACAUGGUACCCCUGGGUCAUCACAAGGAGGAAUACUUCUCAGGGCCUGAGCACAAGGCUGUGCUGAACCGUUUCCAGGAAGAUUUAAAUACUCUAGAAAGGGAGAUUGUGGUCCGUAAUGAAGGCCUAGACCUACCCUAUUAUUACCUUCAGCCAAGCCGGAUAGAGAACAGUAUUACCAUCUAA